UCCUCGGGGAACUCAUGGGGGGGGCAUAUCAAUACUCUUCUCUUUUGGGGCCUUCGCACCCUGACCUGUGAGUGGCCGUGACCCGCCUCUCAUGGGAACCCAUCCAGCCGAGGAGAUGAACCUGUAAAGUUGUCUCCCUCCUCUCCUUCACCCCACACGAUACCCAGCAGCAUUUCGAUGGCCUUGUUCUCUCCCAUUAACACGGCCCUCUCCGCCUUAUCCUUAAAACGCGAACUCCGCUUGGUUCUGGCACCCAAGAGAAAUCUCUCCUUAUUUAUCACAAGAUUUUCAGCAGGUGAGGGAGUAGGAAUGGUGGGUUCUGCUGCUGGCGGCGCAGUUAAGGUGGAGGGGUCCAAGUUCAUGGAUUCGAGAUGGAUCCGAGGGACUUGGGAUUUGAAGCAAUUUGAGAAAAAUGGGAAGACUGAUUGGGAUGCCGUUAUGGAUGCCGAGGCCAGGAGGAAAUGGCUUGAAGAUUAUCCUGAAGCAUCUAGCAACGAGGAGUCCAUGGUUUUUGGUACAUCAAUCAUACCCUGGUGGGCAUGGAUCAAAAGGUUUCACCUUCCUGAAUCCGAAAGACUGAAUGGUCGUGCUGCAAUGAUCGGAUUUUUCAUGGCUUAUCUAGUUGAUAGUUUAACAGGCUUAGGUCUUGUUGAUCAAAUGGGAAACUUCUUCUGCAAAACUUUAUUUUUGAUAGCAAUAGUUUGGGUGCUGCUAAUUGGGGAAAACAAAGAUAUUGAAAACCUGAAGAACAUUCUUGAAGAGACAACAUUCUAUGACAAGCAAUGGCAAGCAACUUGGCAGGAUGAUACCACUAGUGAUUCCAAUAAGUAA
Molecule: messenger RNA, 831 nt
Organism: Elaeis guineensis (African oil palm)
Lineage: Eukaryota; Viridiplantae; Streptophyta; Magnoliopsida; Arecales; Arecaceae
Source: RefSeq, a predicted model, not a curated record